AUGGACCGCUCGAAUAAGCCGUCCCCAAUAACGGCAUCGGGCACAGGCCCACAGCCCAGCGUGCGUGUAGAGAACGGGCGAGCAAAUGCACGUCUUCCUACCGGCGACUCGGUUGAUGUGCUGCUAUACGGCGCGACGGUCGUGAGCUGGAAGAGCAAUGGCAAGGAGAACUUGUGGGUGAGCGAGGCCGCGAAGCUGGAUGGUAGCAAGCCGGUGAGGGGAGGGAUACCUGUGGUGUUUCCGUGCUUUGGCCCGCCUCCAAAGGACCACGCUACGGGAAAGCUUCCUCAACACGGCUUCGGACGAAACUCGAACUGGGAGUACCUGGGCUCUUCGUCGUCUGAGUCUGGGUCACUAGCAAGAGGAGGUGAUGACUCGAUCAAGCUUGACUUUGGGCUCUCGCACGCGCAGCUCAGCGAAGAGGCGAAGAAGCAGUGGCCAUAUGCGUUUGGACUGGUCUACUCAGUGACUUUGGGCAAGGACGGGCUACAGACAAUGCUCAAUGUCACGAACCAAGGCAAGGAGAUGUUUGAGUUCCAGAUGCUGCUGCAUAGCUACUUCAGAGUGGAUGACGUCACACGCUGCUCCGUCAACGGCCUCGGCAGCACCACCUACAUCGACAAAGUCCUUGACGCCAAAGAGCACCAGCAAUCUACCCCCGAGCUCCGCAUCACCGGCGAAGUCGACCGCGUCUACAAGUCCAUCAAGCAGGACACCACCUCUAUCGUGCAGGACGGCAAGUCGCGGCUCGAUGUCCAGCGAGAUCGCCUCGUGGACAGCGUGGUGUGGAACCCGUGGAUCGAGAAGGCGAAGGGGAUGGGUGACUUCGAGCCCAAGGAUGGGUACAAGAAUAUGGUGUGUGUAGAGGUGGGUGCGGUGGAUGGGUGGCAGAAGCUGGAGCCCGGCGAGACGUUCGAGGGCGGGCAGAUCCUGAAGAGCCAUCUUUGA
Molecule: messenger RNA, 948 nt
Organism: Saxophila tyrrhenica
Lineage: Eukaryota; Fungi; Ascomycota; Dothideomycetes; Mycosphaerellales; Extremaceae
Exons: 3
Coding region: 1-948 (315 amino acids)
Biological process (GO): carbohydrate metabolic process
Cellular component (GO): cytoplasm
Molecular function (GO): glucose-6-phosphate 1-epimerase activity; carbohydrate binding
Source: RefSeq, a predicted model, not a curated record